AUGCAACAAGAGGCACAACCAAAUGUAUCCUACCAGCAAAGGGAUAUUAAUCAAGCCAACUUGAAUAUGCAGACUAGUGAGACCACUAUUGGAGUUGAUGAUGGAGAAGUCCAAAACAACUAUCUUAAACUCAUUAGUAGCACAAAUUUGGAAGAGGAACAGAAUAGUGGUUUUGAAUAUAAUAUGGAGAAUGGGAGAAUUCUAGGUUUUCAAAAUGCUCAUUCAAACAGCAAUAGUCAAAUAUGGAUCUUUUGGAAUGAUUCAGUGGUGUGUAAUGUGGUAGAGGAGAAUGAACAACAAGUAACAUAUUCUGUCAGUUGGGAUGAGGUUGUAGUGCUGGAUCUGACCAUUCCCCACUAUACUAUUGCAAAAGCAACAGAAAGGGAACAUGUAAAGUACUUUAGGUUUCAAAAUUUCUGGACUGAAGAAGAAGGCUUCAAUGUAGUGGUGGAGCAAGCCUGGGGUAUUAAGGUACAGGGAUCUCCAAUGUGGAGAUUUCACUUAAAAUUGAAGAAUACUUGCAAGAAGUUAUCUGAAUGGUCUAAGAGUUCUAUUGGCAAUAUUUUUGAUAAGAUUAAAGAGUUGGAAGGCAGAGUAGCUGACUUAGAAGCCAAUCUAAUUACUGAUAAUAGUGAAAAAAAAGAAGCUUUAUUUGAAGAAGAUAAGGAAAGAAGAUGGAAGCUGGGUGAUGGUGAGGAGGAUGUUGCCAAAGAAGCUAUCUCCUUCUUUCAGAGACAAUUCAAAAAGGAAAGUUGCCAUAAUGACUUUUCGGUUUUGAGUUGUAUCCCUAAAACCAUUGAGGAAGCAGAUUAUGAUAGAUUAACAACAUUACUUAUGAUAGAGGAACUGAAAGAUGUGGUGUUCUCUAUGAGUUCACAAAGUGCUCCAAGUCCUGAUGAAGUCUCGGCGAAACUCUACCAUUCAUGUAUUGAUAUACCAAAGGCACUCACUCACACCUGUCUGAAACUGGUAUCUCCUAAUCAGACAGGGUUUAUCAAAGGGAGGUCUAUCACAGAAAACAUUAUGUUGACACAAGUGGUUCACAAUAUUAAUAAAUCAUCACUUGCUGGGAAUGUAGUUUUGAAACGGAAUAUGGCCAAAGCAUAUGACAGAGUCUCUUGGGAAUACCUCUGUCCAGUGCUUAGGCAAAUGGUGUUUUCAGAAUGUUGGAUAGAUAUGGUAUGGAGGCUCAUGACUAAUGUGUGGUAUUCUAUAAAUAUCAACGGAAUUAGGUAUGGCUUCUUCAAAUCUAGUAGAGGAAUCAAGCAAGGGGAUCCUCUUUCUCCAUCCCUAUUUGUGAUUGGUGCAGAAUUAUUGUCGAAACUUAUGGGUAGCUUAAUUGGCUCAGGAUUCAAUCCAUACUUUGCAGAAAAGAAGGGUCCCACCAUCACUCAUCUGUGCUAUGCUGAUGACACCAUUCUCUUCUCAUCCUGUGACUCAUUAUCAUUAAACACGAUGAUGGAAAAAUUGAGGCUCUACGAACAAGUUUCAGGAUAA
This is a messenger RNA of Nicotiana tabacum (common tobacco), 1497 nucleotides long. The record is from RefSeq and is a predicted model, not a curated record. Lineage: Eukaryota; Viridiplantae; Streptophyta; Magnoliopsida; Solanales; Solanaceae.